AUGACUGAUCGAGACGAUGGACGAAAGAAUGAUCAUCUAAGAAAAGAUACUACAAAAUGUCGAAGAAAACGGCGUCCUCCUCUACCACCUGUUGAUAACUUGCGAAGCGAUGGUCGAAGUACUAGCGCAGGUAGUAGUAAUGGCGUAGACUCUCGUCGAACGAAAGCAAUGACGGCUCAGAAGGAUCACGAUGACGAGUUAUGCCAACUGAUGAAGAAAAAAUUAAAAGUUAUUGAUGAUUGGCUCUAUAACUACACCAAUACGACAAGAGAUAGCAUCCAAAUUAAUAAAGAAACACUUCGCUGGGAGUAUGAAACUUCAAAUUACAUAACAGAAAAAAGUCGACUUGAGAUUUAUAAAGAAAAAAGACGACAACGAUAUUUAGAUGCGUUAGGCAAAAGCAAUUAA
Molecule: messenger RNA, 408 nt
Organism: Trichoplax adhaerens
Lineage: Eukaryota; Metazoa; Placozoa; Uniplacotomia; Trichoplacea; Trichoplacidae
Exons: 2
Coding region: 1-408 (135 amino acids)
Source: RefSeq, a predicted model, not a curated record